AUGACGCCGUCGCAAAGGCCUGACGUGGGCGACUUUCGCCGGAGGCUCCGUGAGUUCUCAGCAGAAGCGACGGCGGUGGGAGGCAGAAAGAAAAAGGAAAGCGCCACCGUCGCACAAAUCGCCGCCGCCGUGAGUUCCAUUGGUCGUUGCUUUACGGCGAUGCGAGGGCGGGAAGCGAUUCCCUCCAACGACCCAGUGAGACAGUUGAUGAGUGGUGACCAACUGACAAUCUGCUACAGCCAACAUUAUCUGCUCCUCUGGGGCUUUGGAAUUAUUGCUUCACGCGCAACAACGGCGCGUUGUGGACACCUCGUGGCUUUUCCGUUACCGCUUUCUGUUCAAGCACAGAUAGGAGCAGCUUCGGGCGAAAAAGCUCCGGCGACAAUGAUGAGGUUCACUGUCCGUCUGAAAUGCCUGACAAAUUCGCUUCGCGAUUGGAAAGAUACAGAUUUCGGACGAAAGAAUGCAGCUGCUGUCACUGAAGCAUUUCGACCUUUUGCAACUUCUUGUGGGAAGCCGUUUUCAAGGUCAAUGCAGGAGGAAAUUGUUAAUGCACUUCACUCGGGCGAUAGAAGUAGAGCUUCCUGCCUCUUGUCUGAGCUCAGUAAUCGAAGCCUGCCACUGCAAGCUCGUGAUUUUGUCUCUAUUCUUCAGUAUUGUGCGAAAGCACCCGAUCCGUUGUUUGUUAUGGAAACUUGGAAAGUCAUGCUGGAGAAGGAUGUUGAGUUGAGUGGCAACUGCUAUUUUCUUACAAUCCGGUCUCUAUGUAGAGGUGGUCAUCUGAAAGAGGCAUUCCAAAUUCUGCGCAUUCAAAGAGAAAACUCGAACAUAUAUCCAUCAUUGCCGGUUUAUAAUGUUUUGUUAGAAGCCUGUGUCCAAUCAAAUAGCCUAGAUCAUGCUACUGAGUGCUUGACUAUGAUGGAGCAGCAGGGAAUUCACAAAAAUGAUUAUACGUACAAUUUUCUUCUCAAGCUUGCAGUCUUGCGGGAGGACCUAGCAGCAGUUCAUGAAAUCUGGAAGGAGUAUAUCAGCUGCCAUAUUCCAAGCAUUAUAACUGUUCAGAAGUUUAUCUGGUCUUUCACAAUGUUGAAAGAUUUACAGUCUGCUUGUGCUGCCUUACAGCAAAUGAUAGCUGUGGCCUUACAACAAAAAGAUAGCAUCAUUGAAACUCCUAAAAGAAUGCUGCUUGAUUCAACCUCGGAAAUUCCCAUACCCUUAUCUGAUGAUUCGGCUCAGAAUAAAUGUGAAGAGAAUAAUUAUCCUUCUGUUCUUUCAAGUUCAGAAUGUUACAAGGAAAGGGAUUCAAAUGAGGCAUUAAAAUUCGACUCGGUGGAAAGAGGUGUCAGUGCUGGCACAAACAGUUUGUCAGGACAACCAUUCUCCGAACCAGUCAUGAAAUUAUUGGGAAGGUCAGUUGGUGACAUCAUUCAGUCUUGUGCUAAGUCAAAAAAUGUUCUGUUGGCCAAGCAUUUAAUGUUACAGAUGCAAAAUCUUGGCCUGGAACCAUCAUCCUGGGUGUACGAUGGCUACGUAAGAUCAUUGGUUCCUGUGAAGGAUUUCCAUGAAGCCAUGGAUGUGCUAGAAGUCAUGCAACAGAAAAGGAUGAAGCCGCUCGACUCAACACUUGCCGCAAUAUCAGUAAGCUGCAGCAAGGGUUUAGAAUUGGACUUGGCUGAGACAAUGCUUGCUCAAAUGUCCAAAUGCCAUUACGCUUAUCCUUUCAAUGCUUUCCUAGAAGCAUGCAAUACCCUGGGUCAACCUGUACGUGCUCUUAGGAUAUUGGCUAAAAUGAAGGAUUUGAAAAUUACGCCAGAUAUCAGGACUUACGAACUGCUGUUUUCAUUGUUUGGCAAUGUCAAUGCACCCUAUGAGGUAGGAGAUUUGCUUUCGCACAAUGAUGUUGCUAAAAGGAUAAUGGCCAUAGAAAUGGAUAUGUCGAAGCAUGGCAUCCACCACAGUCGUACAUCAAUCUACAAUCUGUUGAAAGUCUUAGGAAGGGAAGGCAUGAUAAAGGAGAUGAUUCAUUACCUGGGUGUUGCAGAGAACCAGUUCUUACAGAGAGGCAGUCAUAUAGGGGCACGUACUUACAACAUGGUUUUGCAUUCUCUUGUUGAGGCUAAAGAAAGUCAUAUUGCCAUUGAGAUAUUCAAGGGAAUGAUUUCAUGCGGACUCUCACCAAAUGCAACCACUUACAACAUUAUGAUCGACUGCUGUAGCAUUAUAAAAUGCUAUAGAUCUGCUUGUGCUAUAAUCUCGAUGAUUAUUCGUCGUGGCUUCUCCCCCAAUUCAGUGACUUGCACACCUCUAAUUAAGGGAAGGAUUGAUGUGAUCGAGCUCAUUGUAGAGCAGAUGUAUCGACAGAAAAUCAAACCCGAUCCAUCAACUUGCAGUCACGUUUUCACCGCAUAUGUAGAAAGUGGCUUCCAUAGCACUGCCAUGGAAGCAUUGCAAGUUCUAAGCAUGAGAAUGAUUUCGCAUGACGAAAAUAUUCUGGACGAGAAAAAAUUAGAGUAUGAGAAUCUUAUUUUUGGCGAGGACCCAGAGACUGAAUCGCGGAUUAUCGAGGUUUUUAAAGAUUCACCGUCUACUGGUGUGGCUCUACUGUAUUUAAGGUGGUCCGCAACCCUUGAAUUAUCGAUAUCUUGGUCACCAAGUGAAAGCCCGUGGGCUAAGAGGCUCUCGAGUGAUUAUGCUUCGAGACAUAGUGGCUGAUGAAAAUAUAAAAUGGUGUCUCUACUUUUUGGAAAUCUACCUCAAAAGUUGUACUCGAUCAUGGAAGAAGGCUCGUCCAAAUCCGAUUGAUUUGUAAAUAUAUUGCAAAAAUUACAGCUGAGAAAGAUAAAAGCUGAUAAUUUGUGUUAGCCUCAUCUUCUGUAUUUGUUCAUCCUCAGGCUCAAGAAUAGUUCUGUUCGAGAUCACAAAGGCUUACUCCUUCGGGUUUCUGAUUUUUCGGUUAUUUUAGAUUAGUUAGUGUUGAAAUUUCACUCGUGCAAUAUAUAGCAAAAAAGUAGACUUGGAUUUUGUAGAUUGUAACAUGUUUUGAGGUUUACAGGGACCAAUUGUGCCACUGAACCUUCCAAGUAUGCAUCCAUUUUUCUAUUUUAAGACAUGAAAGCUGAUC
This is a messenger RNA of Striga asiatica, 3121 nucleotides long. NCBI's taxonomy places the organism in Eukaryota, Viridiplantae, Streptophyta, Magnoliopsida, Lamiales, Orobanchaceae. The record is from the annotation of a GenBank genome assembly.